Melopsittacus undulatus (budgerigar) is the source of this 1115-nucleotide messenger RNA. It is a transcript of the gene PLLP, whose product is annotated as plasmolipin. Gene Ontology annotation, biological process: myelination. NCBI's taxonomy places the organism in Eukaryota, Metazoa, Chordata, Aves, Psittaciformes, Psittaculidae. The coding region runs from base 49 to 639 and encodes 196 amino acids. Gene Ontology annotation, molecular function: structural constituent of myelin sheath. The transcript is spliced from 3 exons. The record is from RefSeq and is a predicted model, not a curated record. Gene Ontology annotation, cellular component: membrane.
GGGAGGGGCGGAGGAGCCCCGGGGCCGCGCGCAGCCAGUGCCCGCGGCAUGGCAGGGCUGUCCGGCAGCGGGUCCCCGCGCGCCGCCGCCCUGCCCGCCCUGGACUGCGCCUUCGUGCUCUCGCCGCUCGGGGGGCUGAUGUGCGCCCAGGCCGUUCUGGGCUUACUGGUGUGGACUCUCAUCGCUGACACGACUUACUACCUCCACGCUGCCUACAGCUGGGUGAUGUUUGUGUCCAUCUUCUUCUGGAUAGUAACAGUCCUUUUCUUCAUGACUUACCUUCUACAGCUUCAGCUCAAGUUCUACAUGGUCCCCUGGUCCCUUGUGCUGAUGAUCUUCAACACUGUGGCAACUGUCCUGUACAUCACUGCCUUCAUAGUGUGCGCAGCUGCUGUUCAACCGACAUCCUGGCGGCAGUGGGAUUACAACCGAAGAGCUGUGGCAUCUGUAAGUAGCAGUGGGCAGGGGAAGGCCACAGGGCCAGGCAGCUGCUGCGCUUACCCGUGGCCUCUGCUCCUCUUCCAGUUCUUUGCCUGCCUCACCAUGGUUGCUUAUGGGGUGAGUACCUUCUUCAGCUUCCGUGCCUGGAAAGGGCUCGGUAGCAAUGCAGCCACCAGCCAAGUGACUGACCACGCGUAAGGAGGACAGCAAAGCCCAGCCAUGGGCCACCCAUGGCCAGGCUUGGAGCUUUGAAUGCUGGUCUCACUCUUGGAGCAGCAAUGGUCAGUACCGGGUCACGUGGAUGCUGCUCUGUGGUAUCUGAUGAUGCUUCCUGCUGCUUUACCCAUAGCAGAAACCCACUGGUGCAGUCACUGACAGCCUUGCUGGGAGGACAUGGACUUGCAGGAGGCUGAAGCUCCUGUCUGCCCGUGGAGCAGCUCCAUGGAGGGGUCAUUCCCAUACUAAAAUUCACUAAAUCAAACUCUGGUCAUUCCCAAGCUACAGUGUGAUUACAAUUAAUGUGGUACAUGAACAGUGGCAGAGCUGGAAGAUGAAACCUAAGCAAAGGAAGCAGAGUGAACUGUUCUUGCAUUGAUUUCUAACAAUCUGAAGCACAAAUGAUAUAUAAAUCAUUAACAAAGAAAUUUGCUAAAUAAAAAAAUCUUUAAAAUCUA